Messenger RNA from Oncorhynchus masou masou (cherry salmon), 1739 nucleotides. Its product is annotated as zinc finger protein 239-like. Bases 194 to 1249 code for a protein of 351 amino acids. Lineage: Eukaryota; Metazoa; Chordata; Actinopteri; Salmoniformes; Salmonidae. Gene Ontology annotation, molecular function: RNA polymerase II cis-regulatory region sequence-specific DNA binding; DNA-binding transcription factor activity, RNA polymerase II-specific. Gene Ontology annotation, cellular component: PcG protein complex; chromatin; transcription regulator complex. The transcript has 2 exons. The record is from RefSeq and is a predicted model, not a curated record. Gene Ontology annotation, biological process: regulation of transcription by RNA polymerase II.
ACCCCUUUAGCCUUGUAGCCAACAUACAACCGACAUUUUUAAAGCUCUUUAGAGCAUUUUUUUUGUGUAAAUUGAUCUCGGUGUUUUUAACACACCGAUCUACUAUUUAACUUAAACGUAACUUACUUGUUCAAUUUACAAAUGUGUUGAUUACACUUAACCUAAGCUAAUCGUCAAUCCUAGCUAGCCCACCAUGAGCUCUCCAAGCUACUCUCCUCCUGCUAAAGAAGAGGUCUGCUGGACGGAGAAAGAGGGUCUGUGGCUGAACAUUGUCGUGAAAGAAGAGGGGGAAGAGGAGGUUUCAGUAAAAGGAGAGGAAGAAGCUUUCAGAAUGAAAGAGGAGGAAGAGGAGGCUAUCAGUAUCACAUUGAAAGAAGAGGAAGAACCCUUUGGAGUGGAAGAGGAGGCGAUCUUAAUAAAAGAGGAGGAAGAAGCUUGGAGAGAAGAAGAGGAGACUGGAGAUCUGAUUAACACCAGAGAGAGACCAAACUCUCAUGAUGACAGCGGGAAUAGUCCUUCAGGGGAACCAGACCCGGCGACACCCAAACCAACGAGACGACAUCAGUGCUCCCACUGUGGAAAGAGUUUUCCUUGGUUAAAGGCCCUGAAGCAGCAUAAGAAAAAACACUCUGGAGAGAAGCCUUAUCGCUGUUCUCAAUGUGGAAUGACUUUUACCUGGGCAGGAAGCCUAUGGGGGCAUAAGAGAAUACACUCUGGAGAGAAGCCUUACCACUGCUCCCACUGUGGAAAGAGUUUUAGGAAGUUAGGUGACCUGAAGGCGCAUGAGAGGACACACACAGGAGAAAAGCCCUACCAAUGCUCCCAGUGUGGAAAUAGUUUUAGCAAGCUGGGGAACCUAAAACAGCAUAAAAGAACACACACAGGAGAAAAGCCCUACCAAUGCUCCCAGUGUGGAAAGAGUUUUAGCCAUUCGGGGAGCCUUAAAGACCAUGAGAGGAGACACAGACAAGAAAAACCCUACCAUUGCUCCCUGUGUGGAAAGAGUUUUAUCAAGUUAGGGGCCCUGAAUCGGCAUGAGAGGACACACACUGGAGGGGAUAAAACAUACCACUGCUCCCUGUGUGAAAAGAGUUUUAACAGGUUAAGACAUCUGAAUAAGCAUGAAAUAAUACAUACACAGGAGGAGAAGACAUACCACUGCUCUCAUUGUGGAAAGACAUUUUCCCAGUCAGAGGACCUGAAAUCACAUGAGAGAAUAGAGAGGCUCUGUUCUGACUUGUGCUUUUAACUGAGAAUUUGUGUUUUUUGUUUCAUGCCACAUUAAAUCAUAUUGUUUAUGAUUUAAACUGUCUAUAUAAUACAUAACUGUACUAUAACACACACAGGAGAGAAAACCUUCCACUGUUCUCAUUUGCUUUUGACUGAGAAUUAAGUGUUUUUUUUUGUUUGUUUUUGAACCCACUGAUGGGUUUAGAUUUUUAAACUUUAAAUAUCGUUAAUCAUCCGUUUUACGUUGACAUAAGGGGUGCCAUAGUCUGGUUUCUACAAUAGAAGUUAAUGGUUAUGAGGGAUGUAUAGAGAGAAGGAACAGUUUAUCGCCCGCAUCACUUAACUUCCUGCCUAGCAACAAAGAUGUCAUGUCUAGAGAGAAGGACGAGACUCCACCCAGAUUGGGGUAUAUAUAUAUAUAUAUACACACUACCACUGGUGGAAGUAUGUCUUUGUCUUUGUCUGUUCAGCCAUUCGAUCCUUUGGGUGAUUAAAGUUGGUUGGCACUA